AUGCAGCUGGAUGUUCUGCCAGCUCGCACUGUUCAGUCUUUCGCCCUUCGCAAUCCCUCUGCCCAAUCCCCUGCUCACUCCCCUGCCCGGGGUGCUUUCUUCGAAAGGUCCUCUAGCCCCCACGUUCACCUGCACAUGGAUGAGAAAGAUGAAUCCCUAGCUACCUGCUUCCCGGCUUACGUACCGCCUGUCACCCUCUCGCGUGGUGAUAUCCCGUACGUGGUGCUAGUCGACGCUAUAAAGACCCAACCCGUCGCUGGUAGACGCACUCCCUAUUUCCCAGACAUUUCGAAUCGCGAAGGCCCUGGAUGGCAGUACUGGCUCGGAGAAGGUCCCGCUACUCUGCCAGGAGAUGGCUCCGCCAGCCCUUCCGCUGCCGCUUUCGCGGAUUUCACCGACAACGAGCACCGCACCGGAAGGUUCGGCACUACACCGGAAGUUUCGGACGACGAAAUGGGUCACAUUAUUACCCAAAGCAUUGAGAACCUCGCGAGCACUUGCUUGAUCAAACCCGCCACAAGCGACGAUGAGGUUUAA
Molecule: messenger RNA, 537 nt
Organism: Penicillium canariense
Lineage: Eukaryota; Fungi; Ascomycota; Eurotiomycetes; Eurotiales; Aspergillaceae
Exons: 3
Coding region: 1-537 (178 amino acids)
Source: RefSeq, a predicted model, not a curated record